Lolium rigidum is the source of this 2889-nucleotide messenger RNA. RefSeq names its product disease resistance protein RGA2-like. The coding region runs from base 1 to 2889 and encodes 962 amino acids. Gene Ontology annotation, biological process: defense response to other organism. The transcript is spliced from 4 exons. Lineage: Eukaryota; Viridiplantae; Streptophyta; Magnoliopsida; Poales; Poaceae. The record is from RefSeq and is a predicted model, not a curated record. Gene Ontology annotation, molecular function: ADP binding.
AUGAAGGACCACCAGUCGAUGAUGUCGCGGCCACCCACCUUGGUCAGCAACCUCUCCCAGCUGGAUGGACUCUCCAAGAGGGCUCGUAGUUUCAGCUUUAUCAAGCUGGAACUCUACCAAGACCGGAAGACGGCCCGCCCUCUGCUUGUUGAUCGCAAGACCGAUCCGUUGCUGGAGCGGUCGGCCGUGGUUGGAGAGAAGAUUGAAGACGACACAAGAGCGCUUGUCCAGCUGCUCACGAAGGAGGUCACUGACAAGAGCGAUAGCCGCAGGGUGGUUGCCAUUGUUGGUGUUGGUGGGAUCGGCAAGACCAUCCUCAGCAAGAAGAUCUUCAACGACGAGGUCAUCCAAGGUAAGUUCACCAAGAAGAUAUGGUUGAGUAUCACACAGGAGUUCAAUGGGGUUGAACUACUGAGGACGGCCAUCAUCGCUGCUGCGGAUGGAAAAAUGCCUGAAUCUGCAGGAAUCUCUCAAGAUAAAGCUGUACUUGGGCCGGAACUCGUGAGUGUCAUCAGGGACAAGAAGUUCUUUCUUGUGUUGGAUGACAUGUGGGAUAUCAGUGUAUGGAACAACCUGCUAAGCGCUCCUUUUAGCCACGGUGCCGCUGGUAGCCGAGUCCUCAUCACCACCAGAUAUGAUGCAGUUGCACGAGGCAUGAGAGCAGUGCAACCGUAUCACCAUGUCAGCAAAUUAGGGCAUGAAGAUGGCUGGUUGUUGCUCACAAAGCAGGUACUCGGAAUGGAGAAAAGUGAUCCUGAAAUUGAUAUGCUAAAGGAUAUUGGACUGCAGAUUAUAGAAAAAUGUGAUGGGUUACCCCUUGCCAUAAAAGUGAUGGGAGGACUCUUAUGUCAGAAGGAGAAAGAACGGCGUGAUUGGGAAAAGGUACUGCAUGAUGCUAUAUGGUCAGAAUCUCAGAUGCCAGAAGAGCUAAACUAUGCAAUAUAUCUUAGCUAUGAGGACUUGUCUCCUUGUUUAAAGCAAUGUUUUCUGCACUUCUCGCUUAAGCCUAAAAACAAACAAUUAGAUAAUAUGCAACUUGUUAGCAUGUGGAUUGCUGAAGGGUUUAUUCAUGGGGACUCUGAUAUAUUGGAGGAAUUAGGAAGCGAGUACUAUAAAGAGCUAAUAUCGAGGAACCUCAUAGAGUUGGAUACAUCAUGUGUCGGCCAAUAUAUUUGCCAUAUGCAUGAUGUUAUUUGUUCAUUUGCUCAUUUUAUGACUAAAGAUGAAGCACUAGUAGCUCACAACGGAGAAGCUGUUAGUAAACAUAGUUUGCAAAGGUUUCUUAGGUUAUCUAUAAAAACCCAGGCAGUAGAAUCAGAUGAAUUUGAAUGGAGAAAUUUACAAGAGCAGAAAUCACUAAGAUCCAUAAUAUUGAUUGGGAACUUGAAGAUUCAGCCUGGUGAUUCCUUGGUUACCUUUUCUAGUCUACGGACUCUACAUGUAGAAUCAUCAAAUUUUGGCUUAUUGGUUGAAUCCCUGUGUCAGCUCAAACACUUGAGGUAUUUGACAGUAGGAAAAUGCAAUGAUAUAGAAAGCCUGCCAGAGAACCUUCACGAGAUGAAAUUCUUGCAACACAUUAGUCUUGAUGGUUGUGAGAAUAUUGUGAAACUUCCUGAUAGUAUUGUAAAGUUACGAGAACUGAGAUAUCUUGACAUUGACCGCACAUGUAUAAAAAGUAUGCCUAGGGAUUUUCAUGGUCUAACAAAUUUGAGGACACUAUAUGGGUUUUUUGCCCACAUGGAUGGUGAUUGGUGCAGUUUGGAAGAGCUUGGGCCUCUUUCCCAGCUUAGGGCCAUUGGAUUAGUGGGCCUGGAGAAUGUAUCUAACGCCUCAUUCGCGACAAAGGUUAGGCUUGGUGAGAAGGCGAAUCUUUCUGUGAUGAGCUUAGACUGUAGCAGUAGACUCGAGGGUGAUGGACUGGUCAAACCUGGAGCCUCUGAGAAGGAUCAAGGAAUACUGGAAGACGUGUUUGAUGAGCUCUGUCCUCCGUCUUGUAUAGAAGAUAUUCGCAUAGAUGGAUAUUUUGGGCGUCAGCUCCCAAGAUGGAUAAUGUCGACAGCACCGGCGCCCCUCAAGAGCUUGAAGAUACUAAUGAUACAGAACCUGGUUUGCUGCACCCAACUCCCUAAUGGUCUGUGUCAGCUCCCAUGCUUGGAGUUUCUAAAGGUCAGUUGGGCUCCAGCGAUAAAGCGUGUUGGCCCUGAAUUCGUGCAGUCCUACGGGCAACGUAACCAUACUUCAUCCCAGCCAGCACCUAUGUUUCCAAGACUGCAUGAGAUGAUCUUAUUUGGACUUUUGGAAUGUGAGGAGUGGGAAUGGGAAGAGGAAAUGCAAGCUAUGCCCCUAUUGGAAAAACUUGAUAUCGAAGAGUGCAAAUUGAGGUGUAUUCCUCCUGGCCUUCCUUUCCAUGCAAGUUAUUUGAAAACAUUGACCUUACACAGAGUCCAGUACCUCGAAUCUAUUGAGAACUUUGCUUCUGUAGUUGAGCUUGACCUGUAUGACUUGCCAGAGCUGACUAGGAUCUCCAAUUUUCCCAAGUUGCAAAAGCUUGAGAUCAGAUUCUGCGAAAAGCUCGAGUCGCUGCAGGAGAUGACUGCACUGCGCAAACUUGAGCUGUGCUACAGAGAGAAAGAACUCCCACUUUACCUGCAGACUGUCAAGCCAAGCUAUUUGCUGCUGAACUGUAGAGCAGAGAUACUCGCUUCCAUGGCUGUGGGAGAAUCUGGCCCUGAUUGGGACAAGUUCAGCCAUAUCCAGCAUGUCGAGGCUUAUGCAGCUGAUGAAAACUAUAGAAUGCACUACCUGUCUUUCACAAGCAAGCCCUACAAGAUGGAUAUAAAGAUCGAGCCAAAUCUGCAGGAUGACGGUGAGGAGGGCGGAGAGGAUUAA